UCAUUUAUUUACCCACAUUAGAUAAACCCGCAAUCUAUAUUUCCAGUGCUGCGUGUCCUGUCGCCACAUUAUAUUCCCACAAGUGCGCUGUGGAACUUUCACACACCCUUUUGUGUGUGUGCCCGACAAAAAUUACUUAAGGUAAUAAGUUCAUCAGUGCUUGAUUGUAUGUCGGUGGAAUAAUAUCAACGAAACGCACAGAGAAUUUUCCAGAAUGCAUCGACCACAAAGCGCCAUGUCCCGCAAUGAGAGCGAAUUAGCCAGUAAAAGUCGAAGACAACUACAGUCCAUGGGCUCUCAGGGGGAUCCGAUUGAAAAACUGCGAUUAUUGUGCCUGUCCAGAGGUGCCACGGGUAUUUUGAACCUGGGAAGGAUGUUCAGGAGGAUGGACGAUGACGGAAACAAGAAUCUGACUCUGGAGGAGUUCGCCAAAGGGCUCAGAGAAACGGGACUGGAGAUAAACGACGCAGAAGCCGAGAAAAUUUUCCAGAUUUUCGACACCAACGGCGAUGGGAAUAUCAAUAUCAACGAGUUUCUUGUCCACAUUAGGCCGCCAAUGGCAGAGUCCAGAAAGAAGGUGAUAGAAGAAUGUUUCAAGAAACUGGAUAAAAAUGGCGAUGGGCAAUUGACUAUAGAUGAUCUGAAGAAUGUUUAUAAUGUAAAGUCCAAUCCUAGGUACAUAUCAGGAGAAGAGGACGAGGAGACUAUUUUGAAGAAAUUUUUAGCUAAUUUCGAAGAUGACAAAAGCAAAGAUGGAGUUGUGACGAAAGAAGAAUUCCUCAACUAUUACGCAGGCAUAAGUGCUUCAAUAGAUAAUGAUUGUUACUUCGAUUUGAUGCUAAGACAUGCUUACAAACUGUAAGGAAUAACUGGAUUUCUGCAUAGUUUCCUUCUAUAUACGAAACAAUUUGAAAUAUGAUUGACAUUGUUAUUUAAAUUACUGAAUGUUUAAAUUAUUUAGAGAUACAUAUUUAUCAGUAUAUAUCGAGAGAUGUUUUUGAGAGAUUAUAUAAUUUGUUAUUGAUCAUUUUAGGAGCACUUUAUGAAAUGUUGUGCGUUUAUAUAAAUGUUAUGUAACUGACGCCUAAAUAAUGGGUUAUCUACUAUUCAAAUAAAAAAUUCAAAAAGGAAAA
Messenger RNA from Coccinella septempunctata (seven-spotted ladybird), 1133 nucleotides. Its product is annotated as calcyphosin-like protein. The record is from RefSeq and is a predicted model, not a curated record. Lineage: Eukaryota; Metazoa; Arthropoda; Insecta; Coleoptera; Coccinellidae. Gene Ontology annotation, molecular function: calcium ion binding. Bases 215 to 862 code for a protein of 215 amino acids. The transcript is spliced from 4 exons.